ACAUAUGCGAUUUUUUUUUCUGCAAACCAGUGCAUCUUAAGAAUUUGUGAAACACUACUGGGAUAUAAACUAACGACGUAACUAAGGAAUCCACAUAAGACACGAAACUGUCGAACGACACAGGGCAAUAGUGGCAUUCCAUCAUUAUGAAGGGGACUUUCUUCUCGGGCCCUUUUGUCUUGAUACUAGUCCAUUUGUCAUCACAAGCAUCCAGGCCACAUAUAAUAUUUAUUGUUGCUGAUGAUUUGGGUUGGAAUGACGUCAGUUUCCAUGGUUCUUCCCAGAUCCCUACCCCCAACAUAGACAAACUGGCAUAUAAUGGCAUCAUCCUGAACAAUUACUAUGUGUCACCUAUCUGUACACCAACCAGGAGUGCUAUCAUGACCGGCAAACACCCAAUACACACAGGUUUACAGCACAGUGUCAUUGUUGGCUCUCAGCCGUAUGGACUACCCCUAAAUGAGACAAUCAUGCCACAGUACCUCAAACAACUUGGUUACACCUCACACAUCGUGGGAAAGUGGCAUUUAGGCUUCAUGAGCAAGAACUACACGCCGACGUACCGAGGAUUUGAUUCACACUUUGGGUACUGGCUGGGGGAAGAGGAUUAUUAUGAUCACACUUCUGAGGCAGAUUAUGGAGCCUGGGGCCUGGACUUUCGCAGGAACAUGGAUGUGGUCAGGAACGCCACAGGUCAAUAUUCCACAGAGUUGUUUGCUGAGGAAGCCGUCACUAUCAUCAACAGACAUGAUGAAACACAGCCAUUGUUUCUGUACCUGCCAUUCCAAGCUGUGCACAGUGGUAAUGGGGACGAGGAGCCCCUGGAAGCACCUCAGAAAUACAUUGACAGAUUUCCACAUAUCAAAAAUGUCAAGAGAAAAAUAUUUGCAGGCAUGGUAUCAGCCCUGGAUGAUGCUGUUGGUCAAAUAACUGAAACAUUAUUGGCCAAGGGAAUGCUGGGAAAUUCCAUCAUUGUCUUCACCACAGAUAAUGGUGGACCAGCCAAUGGGUUUGACUUCAAUGCUGCGUCUAACUGGCCUUUGAGAGGUGUGAAGGCCACACUAUGGGAAGGAGGAGUGCGAGGGGUGGGGUUUGUCUCCAGUCCUCUCCUACAGAAGAUGUCCUACGUGUCUGAGAACAUGUUCCAUGUCUGUGACUGGUUACCCACUCUGUUUCGGGCUGCAGGAGGCGACUCCAGUACCCUAAAACACAUGGAUGGUUACGACAUGUGGGACAUGCUCUCUAACAACGAUGAGCCAGUUAGAUCAGAGAUCCUCCAUAAUAUUGACCCCAUAUCUCAGAUUGCUGCCCUGCGAGUCAAGGAUUACAAGCUGGUGAUGGGCCAGACAUACGGUGGGGCGUGGAGUGGGUGGUACCCUCCCUGGCAAGCGGAAGAUGAUGACUUGGACACCCAGUUGACUUUCACAUCACUCAAGGGGCAUCAGGAUGAAGUCAGGUCUGAAAGCUUGACCACUCAGUUUCAAGGUGAACAGUCAGUCCCAGUAAAGUGUGGAACCAAGCCUGCCAAUGCUAGCACCAACUGUCAACCUACUGUUAAACCAUGCUUGUUCCACAUUCCGUCAGAUCCAUGUGAGUAUAACAACAUAGCAGCCGAGUUUCCUGACCUAGUUAGACAUAUGAUGCAUCGUCUGACCGAGUACAACAACACCGCAGUACAUCCCCUCAACUACCAUCUACGCCAGGACCCAGCGGGUAACCCAAAACUUCAUGGUGGAGUCUGGUCGCCAUGGAGAUGAGACUCCCAGUAGAUAAAUAAGAUUUGGGAAGAGCAUUAUGUCAUAGAAAGGAGUGGAAGAUGCUGUGUAAAAAACAUUUUAAGGCCGAAUAUGCAGUUCUCGCUAUUCUUCCUGUUUGACAGAGACUGUCAGCAUACUCCUUACAGCGAAUGCGUUGCUCUGUCGGUUUGGUUUACAUCACUGCCACCAGUAGACAAGCUUGUUUAGCCUUACCCUCACCACUUCUUAGCCCGGAGCUAUUUAAUUAGCAGUCAUCACUAUAAUUGUUUCAUAUUUUGGUUAUAAACACUCUUUAAAUAAAGUGAAUGUAUGUGUAUGAAGUAUCAUUAGAAACAUGGGUUGAGAUGAGUUGUUUGUGUUUUCUGACAUCACUUCCUGCCUCAUCACUGUGAGUGACCAGUGACCUUGGCUUUGUUCAAAGAUUUCUGGACAAAAGAUGCUAUCGAUGGCAGUGAUGUAAAGCGAAUGUAGAGAGCGCCUCGUGAGCUGUUAGGAGUAUGGUGUGUCAGUAGGAUUAGUCCCGUUUGACUCUACAAUUGUCAGUCGUCUGUCUUGUUCAAGUAUUAAGGUGAGGCUUCUAUUUCCUUCUAUGCUUUUCCCAGCUGUGAUACUGCUGGCCAGGAAAUGCAUUUCAAUGUUAGACAUAUAUUUUGGGGGGAAACAGUUUAUUUUGUAGAGAAAUUGAUAAUCGAUUUUGAUGGAUCUUUUUCUGUUUGCUUUUUUCUUAAUAUCGAAUAUAGCUUUACAGUGUUUGAGAGUAAAUCUACAUUGUAAUGCUAUCUUGCCAUGAUGGACACCAUGUACAGUGUAUCAGUACUCCCUUAACCAAACAUCCUCUCUUGUACUUAAUCUGUUGAUUAAUUAUGCAUAAGUAUGCAUAUGGGGGUUACUGUAAAUCUUCAACCUUUUAAAUUUCCAAAGGACUUUUUUCAGGGGAAUUUAUCCAUACAAUUAUUAUAAAAAUGUCGCCUAAAAUGAUUUGUUUGUGUCACUAUAGAUGCAAGCUUCAUAAAACUGCACAACCACACUCUGGAGUUCUCUCAGAGUGUUUCAAAAUGUUGGUUGCAGUAGUGGUUGAAAAGGUUGAAGAAUUGUGGUAUGUGGAAAACAAUGAUGGUAGGACCAUCUACAAUGACAAAAGUGGUACAUGCAUAUAAAUGACACUUAUUUAGUGCUCUUUGUUGUCGAUCCUUGGGAUCCUGUAUAUAAAUUGAUUACAUAUUUUAAUUCCAAUAAUAUGUUUUACAUUGGUUCAGUUCUCCCUUAAGUGCUAUAUGGGGCUGUAUGGAAACAAUCAGACUGGUACUCAAAUGGGAUAAUAUUUUGACAUAAAGACCUGUGGUAUACAAGAUUUGUAUUAGUUGUGCUCCCUGUGUACUGUUGAAAUUGUAAUGUAUAACAAAAACUUUAAUUUUUUUAUCUAUUGGGAGGUACAUGUACUUUAAUUUUCAUGAAUACCUUGAUGUUAGUAGAUCAAUAAUAGAAUCUGGACUACUGUUGUUGACUUUUCCAAAGACAGUUAAUUGUUUGUGAAUAUUUGUUCAUAUCCAAGAAAGUAUCAAUAUUAACACGGUUUGUUGCUGGCACGCUUUCCUGCAUCCGACAAGUACUUGUACGUGUAUUGUUGACAUUACAUGUAGACUGGCAUAGCAUUUUAAGUGUUGAAAGUACUCGCCUGGUUCUCUGGAUGUCUACAUGUGCCAUAAUAUGGUGGUACAAAGAUGAUAUUUUUAUGCAGUAUAUUUCCACUUAUAAAUACCAAAAUCUGCUCACCAUAAUGAGAUUAAUAUUUUGGGUGGAUGGUGUAUCGAUUUUGUUAUGAUUGAAUUGGGUUUACACUGGUAUAUAUUUAUUUUAUAGAGACACAUUUUUGUCAGAAAGCUUUAAAAUGAAAAUAUGCAAGCAUUUUGAUCUAUAAACAUGCUCCUUCACAUUUCAAUAAAAUGUGUACUAAAAAUUUGUGAU
Messenger RNA from Liolophura sinensis, 3722 nucleotides. RefSeq names its product arylsulfatase B-like. Gene Ontology annotation, molecular function: sulfuric ester hydrolase activity. The transcript has 9 exons. NCBI's taxonomy places the organism in Eukaryota, Metazoa, Mollusca, Polyplacophora, Chitonida, Chitonidae. Bases 147 to 1757 code for a protein of 536 amino acids. The record is from RefSeq and is a predicted model, not a curated record.